Leptopilina heterotoma is the source of this 1578-nucleotide messenger RNA. It is a transcript of the gene SC35, whose product is annotated as serine/arginine-rich splicing factor 2. The coding region runs from base 144 to 674 and encodes 176 amino acids. NCBI's taxonomy places the organism in Eukaryota, Metazoa, Arthropoda, Insecta, Hymenoptera, Figitidae. The transcript has 4 exons. Gene Ontology annotation, molecular function: RNA binding. The record is from RefSeq and is a predicted model, not a curated record.
CCGUUAGUAGGUGCCAUUACAUUCGCCAUUUUGAUUUCCUUGUAGCAACAAGGUUUGCUCGGAUUCUAAUUUAAUUAACAGUUUUUUUUUUGUAACGUGAAAAGUGUCCAUUUUUUCUGAAAAGUAACUCUCGAACAGUGAAAAUGAGUUACGGGCGUCCUCCACCCCGUAUUGACGGGAUGGUUUCGUUAAAAGUAGACAAUUUGACAUACCGAACGACGCCGGAGGAUUUGCGUCGCGUUUUCGAAAGAUGCGGCGAAGUUGGCGAUAUUUAUAUACCUCGUGAUCGCUUCACUCGCGAGAGUCGUGGUUUUGCUUUUGUCAGAUUUUAUGAUAAAAGAGAUGCUGAGGACGCACUUGAUGCUAUGGAUGGUCGUCUUUUGGAUGGUAGGGAAUUGAGAGUGCAAAUGGCUCGAUAUGGAAGACCAACUUCUCCGCACAGAAGUCGCGGCAGUCGUCGUCGUGGAAGAUCACGCAGUCGUAGCCGAGAUCGCAGACGAUCACGAUCACGUUCCCGCUCCAGGUCACGAAGCCGCGAUAGGGAUCGCAAACGCUCUUACAGUCGUAGCCGCAGUCGUUCCCGUUCUGACAGCAAAAGUUCCCGAGGAAAGUCACAUUCUCGCAGCAAAUCUGCUGACAGACAAAAAGACAGUCGUUCUAAAUCCAGAGAUUGAACGAUUGCAGACAAAAAUGGAGAUAUGUACAGGCAUUAUCGUGAAGUUCCUGCCUGAAAGCAGAAUACAAAAAGGUAUUCUAUCAUUCUAUACCUAACAAUACUUGGCACAUUUAAUAUCUCCUUUUUACCAUUUGCAUAUUAAUUAUGGUGACUUACAAUUUUUUUUUUACCAAAAACAAGAAAAAAAAAAUUAGUUUUUGCUUAUAAUUUUACUGUAAUUAUAAGAUUGCGUUUUCUCCAACGGAAUAUCAAAUAAAUUUGCAAAUUAAAUUUUUAUGCUAUUCAAGUUUUUGAUUGUUAAAGAUCUACUUACCUACAAUAGUUUCCGUUUUUCACAUUUCUCUUUUUUGUUUUUAUUUGCGGCUUAUGAUAAAGCACUUAAGUCUUCUUUUUUCAUCAUGUUUACGAACAAGUUUAUUCUGUUAAUGCCAAAUUUAUCCUACAUCCAAAAAAAAAUAGGGGCAUGAUAAAUUUUAAUUUUCACGAUAGGCGAAAUCGAAAUAAAUUUCUUUUUUUAGAUUUUAGCAAAAUGAUGUACUAAGAGAAAAAAAAUGUAAAAUUUGAUCGUAAACGUCCCUUUUAAUUGAUUUUUCGUAUUUUUUUCAAGUCAGUCGACGCUAUUGCUUCAUUGUAUAUCGCAAUAUUCGUUUGGAAAUCUCGAUAUUUGUCUUGUUGACUAAUUAAAUGGAAAAAAAAUAUCGAGGUUUCGAUAAAAUGUUUUUUUUCCUCGUUAGUUUCUUUUUUUUCUAUCUUUCUCUUGAUAAUAUAGAAUUGGAAAUUCUACGUCUGUAGCAACUCUAGACAUAAGCACUGCGUUUCUGUAUUGAUUCAGGAAAUUAUAAUAUUAUAAUGUAAGUUUGUCAUUUAUAAUAAAGCAUAGCGAAUUGAAAGCGCAAAAAAAA